AUAGAAGAUAUAACUAUGAUUCAUUUUGUUUCCAGACUGACUAAGCAAAAAGGGGUGAACUUAACGGACAUCGGACCUAACUACACUGAUGGCUUUAUACAGAUCACAUCUGAACACAAGACCAGCCUGGAAAAUAUAUGGCAGUUAAGGGGGAGUUGCAUCACAGGGAAGGUUAUAGCUUUGAAAUGUUUUGAGUGUGGGACGCGGGCUAAGCUGCCCAGGAUAAUCGGGGGAGUGGAGGCUACCUUGGGAAGGUGGCCCUGGCAAGUCAGUCUCUACUACAGCAACCGACACACCUGUGGAGGCACCAUCAUCACCAGCCAAUGGGUGGUCACCGCAGCCCACUGUGUGCACAAUUAUAGGCUGCCACAGGUGUCCAGUUGGGUGGUCUAUGCUGGUAUUGUCACACGCAGUUCAGCUAAAAUGGCUCAGUACACUGGAUACGCAGUGGAAAAGAUCAUUUACAACAAGAAAUACAACCCCAGGAGCCACGACAAUGACAUUGCUCUGAUGAAACUCCUGACCCCUCUGAAUUUCUCAGAUACCAUCAGGCCUAUCUGUCUGCCACAGUACGAGCACGAUCUACCAGGAGGAACACAGUGCUGGAUCUCUGGCUGGGGCUACACUCAACCAGAUGAUGUUCUCAUCCCUGCCACUCUAAAAGAAGCUCCAGUUCCACUGAUAAGCACCAAGACAUGCAACAGUUCCUGCAUGUACAAUGGAGAGGUCACCCCCCGCAUGCUCUGUGCUGGAUACACCGAGGGCAAAGUGGACGCAUGUCAGGGGGACAGUGGCGGUCCGCUAGUCUGUCAAAUUGACAACGUGUGGAGACUGGUGGGCGUGGUGAGCUGGGGUACAGGCUGCGCUGAGCCCAACCACCCCGGAGUCUACACCAAGGUGGCCGAGUUUCUCGGCUGGAUCUACGACAUGAUUGAGAGCUACUGAGGAGGAAGAGGAAUAAGACAAUGCAUGAUCAGGGAGACUCCAGAACAGGCCUAGAGCAAACUGAAACAUAAGAUGCUCCUGACAUUCUUCCUCCUGUACUAUAAAUGUCAUUUUACCUCCUUAUAAUGGCCAUGUUUAUUGCAGAAAUGCAUACAUUAUUUAACAGUAGGAAAUAUUUUAUACUAUACAUGUUUGUCAUACAUUGAAUUUUUAGCCCCUGAAUGAGAACAUAUUUAUACCAUAUAUUUGUCUUGUAUUGAAAAUAAAUUAUGCUUCAUAUCUAAA
Molecule: messenger RNA, 1230 nt
Organism: Salmo salar (Atlantic salmon)
Lineage: Eukaryota; Metazoa; Chordata; Actinopteri; Salmoniformes; Salmonidae
Product: transmembrane protease serine 5
Biological process (GO): proteolysis
Cellular component (GO): membrane
Molecular function (GO): serine-type endopeptidase activity
Source: RefSeq, a predicted model, not a curated record